UCUAAAUCAAAUCCUCGCCAGUGAAGAGCCAAGACGGCAUUACCCAGCGCUUACAACUGCCAUUUCAGGAACGACUGGUGCCCUGAUCCCCCAGAGCCCGUAACCUGGAGUACCCUAGCAAUCCACUAUCGAAUGUGGAGAGGCAACCCUUACCGUCGAAGAUGUCAUUCACGGGAGCAAGUGCGGAGAAGCAUGAAGUGGAGACAAUCAACCGCCUGAUCGUCAUUACUUGAAGAAGUUGGUGGCUACCUAUCGGAAGAUGACGCUGUUAUGCCAUGCGUGGUGUUCAGGUAUUAUUUUAAUAUGACCCUUUUCCUCGCUGCAGCGGUCUUUCUGGAAAAAGUGAAGAUUUUCGGUCUUUAACAGCUUCCAUGAUGCUGCUUUCGAAAAUCCUCCUCGCCGCUCUGCCAAGCGUGGUCGCUGGCCUUUCCCCAACCGCCACGGUCAAGAACGGCACUUACGAGGGCAAAUAUGUUGCCUCAUACGGUCAGGAUCUCUUUCUCGGCAUCCCCUUCGCCCAACCGCCCGUUGGAGAGCUCCGUUUCCAGAACCCACAAAGCUUGAAUAGCACCUUUGGUACUAGAAAGGCUACAGAAUAUGCUGAUUCUUGCGUCGGAUAUGGAAACAGUGAUGCCUGGCCUUAUACCCUGAGUGAAGACUGCCUGACAUUAAACAUUGUUAGGCCUGCUAAGUCAGGACAAAGCAAGGAUGAUGAGCUACUCCCCGUUGGUUUCUUCACCCACGGGGGAGGGUGGUCGAUGGAUUACAGUGCCAACGGCGUGUAUAAUCUGAGCUUCAUCGUCGAGGAAUCGGUCAAAAUGGGAAAGCCGUUCAUUGCUGUCUCUGCAGAUUAUCGAAUGUCUUUCUGGGGCUUCAUGGCCAGCCAGGAUAUCCUCGACGCAGGCGUGGCCAACCUCGGUCUCAAGGAUCAGCGAAUUGCUAUGCAGUGGAUCAACGAAAAUAUCGAAGCCUUUGGCGGUGACCCAGCUAAGGUUACCAUUUGGGGUGAGAGCGCUGGUGGCGGUAACGUUGGAUACCACGCCACUGCCUAUGGCGGUCGUGAUGAUGGCCUCUUCCGUGGCAUCAUUGCUGAGUCUGGCGCCGAUGGUAGCCACAUGAAGAACUUGACGGAACCUCAGCAAAUCUACGAUACCAUCGUCAGUGCUGUUGAGUGUGAUGGUAGCUUAGAUAAACUUGCUUGUUUGCGUACGGUCCCCUUCGAUAAACUCAAUGCGACAAUCACCAAAAUCUCGGGUAGUUUCUACCCCAUCGUAGAUGGGGACAUCAUCCCGGAUCUACCAUCGGUUCUACUCGACGCUGGGAAGUUCACCAAGACGCCUAUAUUGCUCGGCACAAAUGCCGACGAAGCCACAAUGUUUGCUGGCACCGGAGCCAACACGGAUGAGGACAUUGCAAGUCUUAUUCAGUCAUCAGGGCCGGAUGCCAACACGGCCGAAAUACUCAUGGCGCUCUACCCCGACAUCGACUCACUUGGACUGCCGGCUAACUACCACAUUCAACCAGAUGGGCCCGUGGGGAAACAGUUUAAGCGCUCGGUGGCGUUGCUGACGGAUCAAAUGUUCCUCUCAUGGCGACGUCUGAGGACAGACGCAUGGUCCAAAUACGGUGCUCCCGCUUAUUCAUACCUGUUUGAGUCACCAAAAUCAUCUACCUCAUACACAGGAACCAGCCAUUUCACCGAAAUCGGCUACAUCUUCUACAAUAGAAUCGGGCUCGGAUAUGCCGCCGGCCAAAGCCCGCUCGCAAACGCAACACAGGACGUGCUAGAUCUGGCCAAACUCACCACUCGCAUGUGGAUCAGUUUCAUAACCGACCUUGACCCAAAUAACCAUGGAGUUUCAGGGGUAGACCACUGGCCGGUGUAUAAUGCUACGGGUGGCUAUGGGCACAACUUCUACUUACAUCCUACUGAUGGCGGCGUAAGGCCUGACACCUUUCGCCUGGCGGGGACGACGUUUAUGAAUUCAGUUGCGAAGGAGCAGUACGGGCGCUGAAUACUAUUAUGAGUAAGACACUAUGGAGACUCAGUGUUAUUGUAUCAGAGCCCAGUAUACAAUCUAUUUCUCGACAUGCAUAAUUCCUCUCUCGUGUACUUCCGUGAGACACUAUGGCCUGAGUAAAGCCUGAAACCUCUGAGCCAGGCAGGCGAUCGUAUCGGAAUAUACGAAUAGAGUAUAUUCCUAACUCCAUAAUUCUCUCCACUACCCCUACACCGCCAAUGAAUACCACAAAACAAAAACCGACAUAAAUAUUCACAAUUGAGAUAGACAACAGAUAACCCCAGAGUACCAGGCGCCAAUCAAACUGGUCCACACCUCGGACACCAAAGAAAAGCCAAGACCCUAGCCCGAAGCGGGUGGAGGGGCGAUCGAUCGCCGCCUGGACAGACUCCAUGCAAUACUGGGUUCAUGCCGGUUGUCUCCACGCCGAUUUGUUUGUCGGUAGUCUUUAAUGCGGGUGUCAAAAAGACAUAUGUAGGCGUUGUGUGCUGGUUGUGCUUCUGGCUCGC
Molecule: messenger RNA, 2530 nt
Organism: Aspergillus pseudotamarii
Lineage: Eukaryota; Fungi; Ascomycota; Eurotiomycetes; Eurotiales; Aspergillaceae
Product: Alpha/Beta hydrolase protein
Exons: 5
Coding region: 372-2015 (547 amino acids)
Source: RefSeq, a predicted model, not a curated record